This is a messenger RNA of Cheilinus undulatus (humphead wrasse), 10391 nucleotides long. It is a transcript of the gene nfic, whose product is annotated as nuclear factor I/C. Gene Ontology annotation, biological process: regulation of transcription by RNA polymerase II. Gene Ontology annotation, cellular component: nucleus. The record is from RefSeq and is a predicted model, not a curated record. Gene Ontology annotation, molecular function: DNA-binding transcription factor activity, RNA polymerase II-specific; RNA polymerase II cis-regulatory region sequence-specific DNA binding. The coding region runs from base 79 to 1665 and encodes 528 amino acids. The transcript has 13 exons. NCBI's taxonomy places the organism in Eukaryota, Metazoa, Chordata, Actinopteri, Labriformes, Labridae.
GACGCGGGACGUUUCUGGUCUCGAGCACCGCGGAUUUACUCCACCUGGCACGCGCACGAUGAUGGAAAUAAAUAUGGAAUGAUAACGCCAGACAACGCAAGAUGGGCAGGCGUUGAGAUCAGCUUUAACUUCUCCCGGUGGCAGCACAGCUUCGAUAUGGAUGAGUUUCAUCCGUUCAUUGAGGCUCUGCUACCCCAGGUCCGUGCCUUUGCCUAUACCUGGUUCAACCUCCAAGCCAGGAAAAGGAAAUAUUUCAAGAAACAUGAGAAGAGGAUGACUAAAGAAGAAGAGAGAGCUGUGAAAGAUGAACUGUUGGGUGAGAAGGCAGAGGUGAAACAGAAGUGGGCAAGUCGACUUUUGGCCAAGUUAAGAAAAGACAUAAGACCAGAGUGCAGGGAAGACUUUGUCUUGUCAAUCACUGGGAAGAAAGCUGCAUGCUGCGUCCUGUCAAAUCCUGACCAGAAAGGCAAAAUGAGACGCAUAGACUGUCUCCGACAAGCUGACAAGGUGUGGAGGUUGGACCUGGUGAUGGUGAUUCUUUUCAAAGGGAUACCUUUAGAAAGCACAGAUGGAGAGCGGCUGAUGAAGGGGGGCCAGUGCUCCAAUCCAGUCCUGUGUGUCCAGCCUCGACACAUCUCUGUCUCUGUCAAAGAGCUAGACCUCUACCUCGCUUACUAUGUACAGGAGAGAGAGUCAGAGCAGAGCAGCCGCAGUCCCAGUCGUACAGGAGUGGGCUCUGAUCAAGAGGACAGUCGAACUGCCACCAUGGAUGGUCCAGAUUUCCAGGAGAGUUUUGUGACAUCAGGAGUUUUCAGUGUCACCGAGUUGGUACAGGUCUCAAGAACUCCUGUAGUCACAGGAGUGGGACCUAGUUUCUCUAUGGGAGAGCUCCAGGGCCAUCUAGCAUAUGACCUGAACCAGUCUGUCAACCAGCCAUUAAGCCUCAGACGAUCACUGGCCAGCACGUCAUCCAGUGGGAGUAAACGUCAUAAGUCUGGCUCUAUGGAGGAAGAAGCUGACAGUCCAGGAGGGGAGUAUUACCACUCACCUUCCUCUCCUGCCAGCAGCUCCAGGAACUGGACUGAUGACAUGGAAGGAGGUCUGUCUCCUCCUGUUAAAAAGGCUGACAUGGACAGUCCCUCACCCCAAGAAGACUCACCAAGAAUGGGCUCCUUUACUCAGCACCACCGCCCAGUCAUAGCUGUCCAUAGCGGUCUGUCCCGGAGUCCACACCCCUCCUCAUCUCUUCAUUUCCCGUCCUCGUCCUAUUUCCCACAUGGAGCAAUCCGGUAUCCCCCUCACCUGGCCCAGGACCCGCUCAAAGAUCUCGUCUCAUUGGCUUGUGACCCAGCCAAUCAAUCCCCCAGCUCACUGAAUGGCAGCAACCAGGUUAAAGUGUCUAGUCACUACAUCUCCUCUCAGAUGUUGGCAACCCCUGGACCAGUAUCCUCUCUGGCUCCUCCUCCAUCCACCCUACCCAGGCCAACACUGCCUGCAGAGUCAAAGGCCUCAACCACCUCUUCUGAUGGGGGAGUAAAUUCCCCCACAUCACCAACAUACUCGGCCCCUGGGACCCCACCUGCCAACCGUACGUCCUUUGUUGGAGUCACUUCACGAGACCCAGGUGGACUCUACCAAACCCAGUCUUGGUAUCUGGGGAACUGAGUGAACUCUGGAGGGCAGGUGAAAGUCACUGUAGUUCUGUCCCAGAGGAAAAGGAAACAAUGUUGACAAGGCAUUGUCAGAGGAAAAAUAUAUUCAGCUUUAUAAAAGCAUAAUAUGUGGCAUACAUACAUAUAAAUAUACGGUGGAAUACAUUUAUAUGUGUGCAUGUACAAAGAAGAGACAUGGAAGAAGAAUGCUGCUUUCUCUCAGCCAUAUAGCAGUCCCACAAUGAACUAUGCCAUACGAGGCUAAAUGGUUACCAAGAAUGGCAACUGUUGUGAGAUGGGAUUUUUAAAUCCAAGUUAGGUAUUGAUGCAGAUGUCUGUUUUGUUCAGAAGAACUGCAUAGCAGUAUCAGGACUCAACAAACCAGACCCAAGAGGCCUGUUACCUGACUGUGCCCCCAGGAUGAGACCUGUUCCCUUGGAUGGAUGUCAGCCUUUAUUCCAGCACCCCGGGUCUUUUCGCUAAAUCUAGUAUAAGGCCUCCCUCCUGGAACAGAUGUAGACCUCAUCCCCCCUCAACACCCAGAAUGCCACUCUCCGCUGCAGGUGCUGCUUAUAAUAUAUGCAAAUAAGCCUCCCUUUUUUAUCUGACUAGAGAUAUCCUCCUACUAUUAUGUAUUUUUUUGCACUUUUGGAUAUGUUAUUGCCACAUUUGAAGAAAAUCAAGGGUUAAAACAACACAUAUGUUUGAUCUUCCCGCUUACAAGCUGAGGCUUUGUUUUUUUUAUUGACAAUCAUCAGCCUGAAACCAUUAUUUGCUUUGCAAUUUUCUUGUUUUUAAGACUUUUUCCUUUUUAUCAGAAAACGGUGGAAUAUGUCUCCUCUAAGACAAGAGACAAUGCUACAAUUUGACAUCAGUUACAAAAGGUCCAGUGCUACUGGUAUUGGGAAGGCAGAGGAUGUUGAUUGAAAUAUGCCUCUUCCUUCAGAUACAAAUCAGUUUGUACAACAGUUCUUAUAUAAACAGACAAAGUCAUCGUGUCUGGAGGAGACAUAGAAAGACCUCAGUUGAUCUGAGAAAAGGCAAAUUGACACAUGGGAACCUGAAUCAUACGGCAGAACAGCCAACAGCAGCAAGUAGCUGUUGAACUGUGUGUUUGUAUAAGUAGCAUGGGGUAUUUUGUGUGUGUGUGAGUGUGUGUGUGUCAAAAUGUAAGAAUAGUUUCCAUGUUUGUGCACUCAUCCCCGCUUCGUUUUAAGGACAUGUGAGGGUAUUUUAGUUUUUGAAGAACAUGGUGGUGUGGUUUUUACUUUUAUAUUGGGGAAUAGAAUGAGUUAAAGCAGGCAUUGCACUUUGCUUAAGUUAAAAGGAGAAAGUUGUGGUUAUGCAGCAUGCUACCAAGGUGUUUUUGGAUUUCUGAUGUGGAUACUGAUUUGAUGGGAGCACAAAAUCCAGAUGUCCGUUGAGCUUUGAAAAGAUAGUGACUGACAAGGUGUUUUUAGAAAGUUGAUGCACUGUGGAGCUCAACCCAAGAAACAGUAUGACAUGGUGUUUGAGUUACAGAUCAGGCAGCUCAAGACAGAUCUAGACAAACGUUGAUGAUCAACCACUGACAACAAGCAGGAAGUAAAGCACUUAAAAGUCUUGCAUUGCUUGCAUUUGUGGCCCAGCCAACACAAUAUUUUACCCAUAGUAGUGCUUUUAUGAGCUGAAGCAAUAUUCUCUAAUUCAUUUAUGCUCACAGGUUUAUUAGUAUAAUAAUCUUUUAAAUAUUCAAUCAUGGAUCAGGAUCAUUUAUGCUUGAUUCGUGCAAAUAAUUGCAUUUUAAUUUUGUUAUGGUAAGCCCAAACAAUUAUCCUACUCUGAAGACAAGCAACAUCUUAGAGAUGUCGUACUGAGAUCCUAGCGAUAAAAACAACUGCUGAGAACACUGAGAACGAGGUAUGGCUAUUAAAAAACGAGACAGUAUUAUUGAACAUAAACUUUUUUCAACAUCUCUCUCCUUCGAUCUCCUCCCCUUCUUCAUCGACAUGCCACUGCAUUCAGAUCUUCCACUGAUCAAAGCAGAGUAGUUGGUCUUUCUUCAGAUGGUGGUCUCAAAACCUCUGUCAUUCUUUUCUUAACUUCUUACUUAAAGUGUGUCCCUUUGAGCACAGAUUCGAUGUUGAGAAAAAGAAAAAAGUCAAACACUGCUAGAUCAGGUGAAUAAGGAGGGUGAUCAAACACUGUACUUUGUGUUUGGGCUUAAACUUUUGUGGUCACUUUCUUCAGACUUCAGACUUUUUUAGACAGAGUUUUUCUAAAACCUGUUUGUAAAAGUGUUGCUUCGCCGUCGACCCUUCUGGAACUCACUCCUCCAAAACGAUAUCCUUUAAUGUAAAGAAAACAAUCAACAUAACCUUGAGUUUGGACUUGUUUUGUGGUGCUUUCCUAAUGCUUGGUGACGAUGGUGUUUUCUAAUGCAUUGACUGCUGUUUUAUCUCAGCAUCUUAUUGGAAGAUCCGAGUUUCAUCACAUGUAAUCACUCCUUUUAAAUGAGUUUUGUUUUUCUUUAUUUUCUCCAACAUGUCUCCACAAAUUUGUGUUUUUCCUUUUGAUCAGGCGUCAGAAGUUUUGGGACAACUUUGGCACAUACUUUUGUCAUGUUCAAAUUUUCAUGCAAAAUUUGCCAAAUGGUCUCUAUCAAUGGAGACCAUUUCUGUUAUCAUUCUUAUACUAAGUUGGUCAUUUUGAACGAUUUGUUCAAUUUAUUGAAUGUUUAAAGAAGUACUUGAUGUGCAUGGGCUCCCAGAGCGUUCAUCGUCUUGGACAUCCUCUCUGCCUUCACAAAAUCUUUUGUGCCCUUCAAACACACGUGCAGGAGACGUGCAGUGUUCACCAUACAGCUCAGUUGAUGUACAAAAAGAUUCAGCUGUUGUUCAGUUUCACCAGAAAUAUCAAGUGAAUGCUCAACUCUUAAGCUAAUAAUUUUCUGACGCCUCAGCAAAAGCACAUGCACUUCAAUCGGUAGCUAGCAGUGAACUAAAGAUGUUGCUUAAUGGAGACUUACAGCAGUUGUGUGAGAAUAUCCAACCUUUAAUAUAUAACACUCAGUCUUACUGUGAACCAUGUGGUUUUAUCCUCAUAAAUGCAGUCUUAUUAUUUAAUAGCCAUACCUCAAUGUCCAGAGUCUGUACAAAAGAGUCAAUUACAAGCCAGAAUCAAACUAUAAAAGCUCACCACAAAAAUGUGUAUGCAAACUCAAAAUGCAAGAGCAGUUAAAAAAAUGCACCCUGACUUUUUAAUAUUUUGUGAAACAUAAAUUUAUGCUUGAAAUAUCAUAAAAUACAUUUCUAGGGACUCAUUUUAUAUUAAGUGUAAUUUUUUUAACCCUCAACUUAACCUUGUCUCAUGUUAUUUGUUGCCUUUUUAUGUGGAUUCGUAUAUCAUGUUCAUGGGAAGCAAAUUUGCCUGAGCUUAUUGAGUGUUUGUGCACUCUGCAGACAUUAUUACAUGAUUUAUGCACUUGUGCUACCUUAUAAACAGUUGGAUGAAUGUCAGAGGGGUAUUUUUUUGCUUUUUGUAUCAUCCAUCCCAUUUUUAAUCAUGAAAGCAAUUUCCUGAUCUUGAAGGCGUUUUGAAUCUCCAAUGCCUUGUUAGCUAAUGUAAAGUCAGUGAAGAAGGAUGAAGAAGUGUGACAUGGCUCAUAAGAAUACUAACUUUAUUAAUUAGAAGGGCUGUCAGGAUUAAUUGUGAUUAACUACACUCCACAAUAAGUGCACAUUUUUUAUCACGAUUAAUCGUUUCCCAAAAAUUUGGUUAAGUCAAGUCAGUGUCUCCUUGCAGCUACAGUGAUGUAAACUAAGUCCACCACUACUCCUUAAUGUCUUUUUUUACUUGAAAACUCACAGACAGCUAAAGUCAGAAGCAUUAGCUGCCAAACAUUUACCCUUUUAGUGUUCAUUUAUUUCCUUUUAAUCCAUAACAAAUUCCUUUUUCGUUGUUAGCACAUGUUAAAACCUUCAGUCUUCCCAUAAAAGCAGGUCUGUAUCCCUCCAGGAUGUCUUUUACCCUUGGUCCAAGACAUUAGAAAUCUCCAAAAUUACGCAAGCAGUUUUGAAUGCAACCUAGUGGAAUUUUUAAAUACUAAAAAUUGUGUGCGAUUAAUGGUUUUUAAGAAUUGUGAUGUUUUGACAGCCCUAUAAAUUAAACUCCAGGAAACUACUAAAAUAUUCCUUUUAAAAGUCAGGCAUCCCUCUGUUUUAAAUAAAAACGUUUAGAAUAAUAUAGAAAUAAGUUGAAAUUACAACCUGCUGCAAGGAAAAUAUUUCGUCUUUUCCCUUCAUGAUCACAGAGUCAAAAUUGGAGUACUAGUGUUGUAAGAAAAUAGGCUUCCCAAACAGCCAUUAGAUGGAAAAAUCACAGGCUUGCCAGCUUUGAACUACACAACUUUAUGUGCUAAAGUGGUAGUGUGAUUUUUUUGGGGGAUGGGGGUGGGGGUGGGGGGGUGGUAGUUCAUACCUGGAAUUCAGAAAGAAAGACGGUUUUCCUUGAGUUUUUGCCUUGCCUUUCUCUUGUCUCUUUGUGUUGUCUACAUUUUCAAGUGUGAUGGCUUUAGAAUAGUUUUUUGUGACUUAUUUUAACUUGCAAAAAAGGGGCUCCAUGUGUUUUUCACUACCUAGAGAUAGUGUCUUCUUUUUAUUUAUGCCAUUUUGUUGUCCAGAUGCAUCUUUAAUAUGUGCGUGGUCUAAACAAAGGUGUCGGUUUGUCUUCUACUCAUUCUUUCCCAGGUUUAGGGGUUAUAAUAAACAGCAGUCAGUGCCUACUAUGGGUUCAGAUUUUGUACUGAAGGUGCUGAUAUUAACUAGGUUUGGUGGGGCAAAGUUUAAGUUUUUUUGUUACAGUUGGCUUAAAGCUGAUGUAUAAUGCAUGGUGCUGCCCUGGUCGCUGUGCUGACCUAAUGAAUGCAUGGCUCAAACUGAUGAUACCUCCUCCUCUCUAUCCUGCUCUUCCUCCUCCUCCCCCUCCUCCCUCUGCUCCAGAUCAGAGGACCGUUGAUGGAGGGUUGUCUGUUUCUUUACAUUUUAAUAAUAGCCCUGUUGUUAAACUUCUAUUUUGCACGAUACUUCAUAAAACACAUUAUGUGCCUUGCCUUUAGUUAAUAACAAUUAUACAAAUGGGAAAGUGAUCAUAUUUUCAUGGUAAAGCUGUAAGCUGAAAACAAACAAGACAAAACAUAUAAAAAAAGCUGCAUGUGUGAUUGCUUGACAUAAACCAGUGUAGCAGAUACAUAGUUAAGGUUAAACAGUGGCAGUGAUUGAACUGCCACCUGGGAUACUGGCUUUGAUGUAAGCUUUGUGAAAGCUUUCAUUGGCUUCAGCAGUCUACUUUUCCAUCAGCUUAAGGCAAAACAGAUUUUUACAGCAAACAAGAAACACUCCAGCAGUUUGGUGAUUACAGUUUCCUUUCACUGAUGUACUUUUUCUUCUGCUUUUAAACACAUAUGAUGAGCUCAAGCAGAUACUGAGGUGGUCAAGUUUGGAAAUAUGGAUAAGUAAAAAAUGCAGGGAGAAUCUGGACCCUUAACCUGGUUCAGAAGUUAUGGUCUUGCUAAAGUCCUUUCCUCAAAUUCGUAUUAAAUAAUUUCAAUGAACGCUGAAUGAACUGAUAGAUUGUGAAAACUGAUUAUUGCUUUUUUCUGCACAGAAAAAGAACUGUACUUCCCACAAUGCUGGCCUGUUAAGAGUGGAUUUCAUGGCAGUGUUUGGUAUAAUAAGGUGUUGAUUGCACUCAUAGAGCUGAUCUCGUUCAGUGACUCUGCUUUUAAAGCUGAAGUAUUGGCUUUAAGGUGUGUGGACAAAGGUAUAUUGAUAUUAACAGUGUUAAUAGUAAGAUGUGUGCUGCCCCAAAAUGUGGACCGGGGUUUGUUGUGAUGGACUCAGUAAUUUAAGAAAUAGUGAAGUAUAGCUGCUUUAGAUCCGAAAAAGUUUGGUGGUAAGUCCUAAAUAUUCACAAUAGAAGAAAAAACCAUCUGGAGAGAUUCUACUCAGCUCAGCCUGCAUCCUGCUUUGAUUCAAGUAUAAAAUAUAUGCAAUCAUCUGCUUUGUUUUUUUUACUGCCGGAAAAACUCAUUUAAUUUGUUGUCAGUAUUUCACCAAUGUGACCGAGCCAACCAAUGCCAUGUGAAACAAACACGGGUUUUGGUUUUGAGGUUCAGCAGCUCUAUGAUUGCCCAUUAAAACACCGUCCUUGCCUGUAUAAUGACUCUGACCAUGUGACUUAUCAUAUCACAUUAAAAAAGGCCAUACUCUGAAUUAAGUUUAUAUGGAUGCAUGCACUUAACACUAUUCUUACUCAGUUUGGCUUUUAUGUUAUUUCUUAAUUUUUUCACGAGUUACUGUUAUCAUUUUGCUUGUAGAAAUAUAAUUUGAAUCACAGCAGUGUGUAUAAAAACGUGUACAAGAUGGACUUAUAAAGCUAUACAACAAAUGUAUAGAAUGUUUAAGCCUGUUGUGUUUGUGUGUCUUAGUUUGUCUGUCUUAAGAAGAUAGACAAGCUUUAGAAAAAGCUAGCCCAUGAAAUGGGAAAAAAUUGAUUUUCUGGCUUAAAAUUUUGCCAUGUAAUGGUUAGUGAGUGAUAAAAGGGGAUAACGGUGGUGGGAGGGAACUUGUCUUUGACAGAAAGUUUGGGUAAGAAAUAAUUCACUCAAAGAGUGCAUGCUUACCAUAAGGCUACACAGUCCUCUAAAUGUGUGAUUCUAAAUAAAGAAAGCUUACAGUGUAGCAUUUAACCCUUAGAAGUCCACAGGCGUUUUCUCAAUACUUUUGACAAUACAACUCAGAAAAUGUUUGCCAUGCUCAUGUUUGGUUUCUUUUUUUCAGCACAAUCUCAACUUUAUAAAAUCAAAGCUAUUUUUUAACUUACCGUACUAGAUAUAGGACCUCCAACAACACACAAUAGUAAAAACAAAGAUUAAAAAAAAAAAAUGCUAUUUAAAAAUAUGUAUAUAUCAAUAUAUGAUGAAAUUGGCAUUCCUAGAUUUACAAAUUUAGAAAAUGUUGUAAACGUACACAUAAAAGUGUUAAAAUUACAUAUAUCAAGCUAAAAAUGAAAGCUGUUACACAGAAUACAUAUGUAUGUAUCUAGCUUUUUUUAAUCCACUAAACAAUGCCUAAGGUUAAAAUCAUUUUUGUUCUUAAAUAUACAAAGAAAAUGGAUUUUUUCCAUUGCAAGACUGUGAAGGAUUCUCAAGCAGUGCAAAUUAAACAUACAGAGAUGUUUAAGUGAGCUAAAAGUGCUUAUUUACCACAAGGCUACAUAGACCUCUAAAUGUGUUACUCCAUAAAUAGAAAGUUUAGCGAGUAGCAUUUUCCCCACAUUUAACCCUUAGAAGUCCACAGGCUAUUUUUGCUGUUUUGUUAAUACUUUUCUUUGGACAAUAUGAACACUCAAAAAAUGUUUAUCAUGCUCAUGUUUGGUAUAUUUUUUUCAGCACAAUCUGAAAUUUAUGAAAUAAAAACUUUUUUUUAAACUUUAAGGUGGUGUACUGCAUAUAAGUAUUCCAAAAACACACAACAGUAAAAACACAGAUUAAAAAAAAAUAGCUAUAAAGAGAUUUUUUUUACUAAAAAAAAAAAAAAAAAGCUAAAGUUAUGAAAGCAUUAGGAAGGCUGUACCCUACGUGUACCCCACAUUUAAAUUAAUUUUAUAUCAAAUUAAAAUGAUCCUUUUUUCUGCUCUUACUGACCUAUUGACAUCGAACAGUCAUACUUUCCACACAAAUUGAUUGCAAUGCAAAAUGUGGCUUUGUUUUCAUGCUAUCCUGUUACAAAAAGGCGCAUGAUGAAAUCAUGCCAUGGACUUCUAAGGUUUAAAUUUUGUCUUUAGUAAUUUGGCCUUGUAUGUUAUGAAUUGUGUUAAACAGAUUACAUACUAGUAUACCCUUAUGGAAAAUGCCUUUACAAUUAACAACAAUGCUGCAGUUUUUCUUUAAAAUUAUAGCUUUCUACAUAGUUUUUUCUGUUCUUCUUUUUUAACAAGUAAGCCAUACAUAAAUGUGUUUGUAUGCAGUUAAUGAUUUGCAACAUUAAAAGCUCAUGGAUAAUCCAUUCAGACAUCAUAUGUUAAUUUGGAAAAUAAUGGGAUGAUAUGUUGUGCAGUAAGGGGGUGAACUUUUUGGGAAAAAUGAAUAGUGAUAAUGUUCAGACUGAAAUAAUUCUGGCCUUUUCUUAUUGUGGAAUGUGUUCAAGCAAGAUUUACAAUCAGCAAAUGUAAGCGUAGCGGUCCUGAUCUUAACAAAAUUUACAGUUUAAAAGACCAGAUAGAAGAUAGGACAUGGAUUGAUAAAAAAGGAUGCAAACUGAGAUGCAUCUGAUCAAAGCCAAACAGAAAGAGUACAGAUCAGGAUUCACAGCUAAUUAAGAAUACAGAAAUAUACAACAUAUCCCUGCGCUUCACAGUUUACACUCGCCAUCUUCUCCUGUCAUAAUGAUAUAAUCAUGACUAUAAUAAUGAAUAUAAUAUAAUAUAUAAUCAUAAUGAUGAAAAGUCUAUGGUUAAAAGCUGGUGGAGAGUCUGCUUGUUUCCCUCAGGUACUAAAUUGUACUUCAUCUGCAUUUAAGGGAUUUUUUUAACCUUUUAACCUUGACAUGUAUGAUAACAAACACUAUUUAAAGACAUGGUUGAAUGAAUUUUUACUAAGGUUGGUGGUUCUUGGCCCUAAGCUGAGAUCUGAGUCAUCAGAUAAUGAAGCAAAAAUUCUUUUCAUCUUUUUUACUCUGUUUUUUUUUUUUUUUUCUUUAU